Molecule: messenger RNA, 1142 nt
Organism: Spirodela intermedia
Lineage: Eukaryota; Viridiplantae; Streptophyta; Magnoliopsida; Alismatales; Araceae
Source: the annotation of a GenBank genome assembly
AUGAAAUAUAAGAAAGGAACUAAGGUGGAGGUAUUGAACAAGAGAGAAGUCCCUUCUGGUUCAUGGUGGUGUGCUGAAAUCAUCUCGGGUAAUGGGCAUACCUAUAGCGUCAGGUACGAUCCAUCUCCAUCUGGAAUGUCUGAACUUGUGGAAAGAGUUCCGAGGAAGGUUAUCAGGCCCUGCCCUCCAUCAGUUCAGGAUCCUAUCACUUGGAUGUCGGGUGACAUCGUUGAGGUUUUUGAUAAUGGGUCGUGGAAGCUUGCUGAAGUGUGCAGCACAGUUGACGGAAAUUGCUUUUCUGUUAGAGUCCUCGGAUCAUCUAGGUUAUUCAAUGCCGACAAAUCUGAUAUCAGACUCCGUCAAUGCUGGAAAGAUAACCGAUGGAUUGUGAUCGAAAAGGUGAUGUUUUUGAUCUCAGAUUAACUUUUGGAUUUUAAUUCUGUUUUUUUCAAUCAACUAUGCAUGUCACUUGCAAAAAUGAUACAUGAAAAAUUUCUAACGCUUGUGCCAUUCAAUACUGGAUUUUUGGGCCUUUUAUCGUUCUAAUUGCCGUUAUUUUAUUGUUUCAGGAUGUACGAAGUUCUGAAAGUGCGAAGCUAUUAAAUGGUAGGUGCCAGAAGAGGGUGAGCUGCCAAGGAACCAGUGGAUCCGUGAGAGCAGAAAAUUGUGAGGAAACUACCACUUAUGAGGAGCCUAAAUUGAUGUCAAUCGGAGGAAAGAGGAGAGGAUCGCAACAACACCCAUUUUUUCACGAGUCCCGUGGUAAAGUUAUCAAGAAGAUGAAAGCCAAUGGCACAGAAAAUAAAUGGCGGCAUUUCUGUGCGGAAAAACCACAUUCUAUACCGGAAAAGGUAGAUGCUGUUGCUUCCCCAAAAAUAAUGCUGGGAGAAACAAACAUGCAUGCUUCCUUGAACAACGGAAUGGGAUUUUCCAACUCGGAAAUGCGGGGAAGAAGACCAAAUGGUGAUGUUAGUCGUUCCUUUACCACACCCAUUGAGCCAGAAAACAGAAGUGCAUCCGUUUGUAGUUCUAGUGGUAGUAAUGACUUGGAUAUGUUAUAUUCUUAUCCUUUAUCUGCUGUCAUGUUAGAUGGAGGUGGCCUCUUAGAUGAUGCCGACUCUACUAGUUGGUCAAAAUUUUAG